Calidris pugnax (ruff) is the source of this 4159-nucleotide messenger RNA. RefSeq names its product lipid droplet associated hydrolase (gene LDAH). Gene Ontology annotation, cellular component: lipid droplet. The record is from RefSeq and is a predicted model, not a curated record. NCBI's taxonomy places the organism in Eukaryota, Metazoa, Chordata, Aves, Charadriiformes, Scolopacidae. Gene Ontology annotation, biological process: lipid storage. Bases 120 to 1094 code for a protein of 324 amino acids. Gene Ontology annotation, molecular function: lipase activity. The transcript is spliced from 7 exons.
AGCCCACCCCGCGCGCGGCCCCGGCGGAAGGAGCGGCCUCGCCGGCUGCUUCCGCCCGGUUUCGGUCAGACGCCGCCGCUACGCUGGGUGUCGGGGAGCCUGCGGAGGGGGAAGCAAACAUGAAGUCAGCGUCAGAGGAGGCAAUCCCAUUACACGAAGAAUUUAUCUACUGUUGCGGAGCUGCUACCCAUGUCUUGAAGUGUGGGCCCUGGAAAGACCUCUCAAAAGAUGAAAGUAAAAAUCUACCCAGGCUUUUAUUCAUGAUUAUUCCUGGUAACCCUGGACUGGCAGGUUAUUACAGGACCUUUAUACAGGCCUUGUAUCGUGGACUCAAUCAGCAGUAUCCCGUUUGGGUUGUGAGCCAUGCUGGACAUUGUAAGCCUCCUAGUGGUAUGGAAAUGAUAGAAGACACAGAUAUAAAGGAGCUAGAGGAUGUUUUUGGACUUAACGGACAAGUAGAGCAUAAGCUGAACUUCCUCAAAAAGAAUGUAUCAAAAGAUAUAAAGCUGGUACUGAUUGCUCAUUCUAUUGGUUGCUACAUCACACUGGAGAUGAUGAAGCGAGCAUCAGAACUUCAGGUUCUUCGCUCUGUGCUGCUGUUCCCGACGAUAGAGCGCAUGGCUCAGUCCCCCCAAGGCAAGCUCAUGACCCCUCUGCUGUGCAAACUUCGUUACGUUCUGUACAUGCCCGUCUACCUGCUCUCCUUCCUGCCGGAGGGAGUCAAAGCCUCCCUGGUGCGGUUUGCUCUGCGAGGAAUGAAGACCUGCGAUGAAUCUUCCAUAACGACCUCCGUCAAUCUCUUCAGCGUGGACUGCAUUGCCAACAUCCUGUAUAUGGCAAGCCAAGAAAUGUUGAAGGUUGUGGAGAGAGACAGUACAACCAUAAAGGAAAAUUUAAAGAAGCUGAUUUUUUACUACGGAAGGGGAGACAGCUGGUGUCCACAGCACUACUACGAUGAGAUCAAACUGGAUUUUCCAGAUGGGGACAUUCGACUUUGUGAGAAAGGGCUCCGCCACGCCUUUGUGCUGGAUGCCAGCAAGGAGAUGGCUGCCAUGAUCACAGACUGGUUACAGGAUGAUCUGACCAAAUUAUAAACACAAAUUCAGUGAUUAACAAGAAAAUGAUGUAAUUAUUUUGUGAACGUGUAAUUUUUUGUGAGAGAGUCUGUCCUAUUUUUUUUUCCUGUUUAUUAUAGAUUAUGGCUUGUUUUCUAUUGAGAUGUUUUAGAGAAAGUUAAAGAGAGACUGGCUGGUCCAAAUUAUAGUUUUAUUGAUCGAAUGGUGAUGUACCUUCAUCCUGUGUCUUCAGGACUCUGCAGGAGUUGGCAGAGGGUGGAAUAUUUAUUGUCUGCUCCCACUCUAGGCAACACUGAUACUAGAUUCACUGGCCACAAGUGUACCUGAGAUACUACCAGCUCCCUUACCUGCUGGAGAGCGGUCAGGGGUGGGUUUGAGGCAGCCCAGCUGGCCCGAUUUAGACAGAAAUACCAGGCUACUCUGUAGGGAUAAAAAUCCCCCUGUGGAUGGAUCCUGGUACACUGUGAAAGGCCUGACCCUCUCCUCGUGUCCCAUCCGUCCGUGUAACCCUGGAGCAUGAAGCCAGAAGAGCCCAAGGCCCCAGGACAACCCUAAGGUUGUCUCCUCCAGGCCAGAUGGGGUUGGUAGUCAAUCAGAGGUCAGGCUGAGCUCGGGAUGAGUACAGGGGAGAUGUGUGGAUGAGGUGUGCAGUUUCUCCAAGUCUCAGAAUUAGGACUCCACAGGGUAUUAAAAAUACCAUAAGGCAACUGUGGCUGCUCAGGGAGGGAAUACACACGGAGCUCUUGUCUGAAGCUUGGCCAAGUGUUUAAUUUUUCGAUUGACUGUAGAGAAGGUAAAGAAUGUUGGUCAAAAGUGCUGCUAUUAAAAGGUUAAAAUGGGUUGCAGAAUCUGUCUAUAACUACUUAUAGGUGGCCUAGAUCUCCUAAUGAAGCCUAUGGGAACAGUGCUUGCUCAGCAACUUUAAAGAAUUAAACCAGUUUCAGUGCAUACCUAAAUUUCAGUUCUUUGCUCUAAGGACUGCAGAAUGAAAUUUUCUGCCAAGCCACAAAUUAGAUAAGUUCUCUGUGAGAAAAUGGCUAUUACUCUGCCACGGUUGCACCCAUGAAAUGGCAUGGGACGUUACUAUUGAGGAACAGAUCCUUGCUAUAGCAUGUUGCUGACACUGUUCCUCACGUUUGUUCAUUCCUCUCCUUUACAGAUAGCAAAAAAGAAAAACCAGAAAAAAAACAUCCUACCACUUGUGAUAACAGCAGAAGUUACAGGCAAUAGCUGGAAAUGAAAAUAAUGUAAGUGAGGGGAACAGAGCCAGAUGGAAUCAGGAAAAGCUUUCUAGCCAUGAACCUGUGAAAUGGUCUCCCUGUGGAGUUCAUAGAGACAUUUAUAAAUAAACAAAACACUAAAGACUAUAGUCAAGGGAAGUCCUGCCCUUGCAAACAGAUGAAUUUAGAUGAUGCACUGGGUAUCUGACUUACAUAAUUUAUUAACAGAUUUAAUGUGGUGCUAGUGAGAAUGGCACUGGGGAAUGUUCUCUGUGAUGCAGAAAGACCGAUUAAUUCCUUACUUUUCUUGCACAGUUAUAUACUCCCCUUCCACUUCUCUCUAAACGCCCCCUGAAUUUUUCACUAAUAUUUAGAGCAAUUUGUAAUCGAAUUCAGUUUCUGGAUAUUUUGGACUAGCUUUCAAACCUGCAGAACAGACAGUGGAUUUAAGUGACCUUCUUUGCAUCAGAAACUGGUUUAGCUUUUGGGACUAGCCAGUGGAUUUUCAGAUUACACUGCCGCGGGGCGAAACAGCCGGCGGGUGCUCGAGGCAGAAGUGUUGAGACCAGGGUUGCAGAAGCACGUGAAGGAACGAGGUAUGUUCAAAGUGAAGGGACCGUCCCUGUGCAACUGAUUCUGUUUAUCAGAGAGCUGUGGGACUUCUAUCAACAGGGCCAUAUUCAGUCGUGAUCAAAACACUUCUCGUGCUCACUUUAGAAACCCAUCGUUGUAUGUGUCUGUGUGUGUUUAAUCAGCACCCAGAUGUUGCCAAGAGUUCCUGUUGGGUGGCCCUUAUGGCAGAUGCUGAAGGCAUCUGUUGGCCUGGGUGCUCCCUGGGGCAGAGUGAAGGGGUGUGUGUUCACAUACCUUGAGCUAUAUAUAUGUACACGUAUAUAUGUACAUAUGCACGUCUGUAUGUUAGCAACAUAAAAAACUACAGUUCACUUGAUUGUUUUGGUUCACACGUCGAUCUGGUUGAACAAAGCUUUUGUUCUUCAGCAGUAAAUGGAAUGGGGUCAUUGAGGGUUUGUAGAAGUUCAGCUGUUGUAGUGGAUCUCCUGAGGACAGGAAAAACCUUGCGUUAACCAAAGAUGACAAGCAACUACUAAAGCCUGGGAACUGAAGCGCCUCCGAGAAGCAGUUGUUUACAGUGCAUUAUUCGUAUACUUUGUAUGAGGAAUUAAUUUAGCAAUACUUGUACUUGACUUGUGUAUGCCUUUUAUACAAACGUUAAUCUGUUAGACUAAAUCCUACUGACUUCGUUAAGACCUAAACUGAGAUUAGAGCUGGUCAGCCAUGACCGUAUCCACUGCAGGAUAAUAAUGCCUUACGAUUUUCUUAAAUGCAUUUUCUCUGAGGUUAUCAAAACCGUAUUGAUUCAAUUGCUACCUUCCUCCUAGAAGCUGUUACCGUAAGGCUGAGAUCUGAAAAUCUGCCACUCUCUUCGUUGCACAAAAGCCCGGGUGUAGUUUUCACAGCUGGAUUCCCCAAGAGGAGCAGAUCCCCCACGGUGAGCACCCGGCUCCUCCGAAGCCCGUAGCGUUCCCCGGGACCCCAGGCAAAGAGCCUCAAAAGUGCUCGUGGUCCAAAUGUGCCAACUUACCCUGAAAACGCGGUGUGGUCAUGCCUGUUUUAGACUAUUUUAGAGUUUUUGGGAAACCUAUCGCAAAUGAAUUGACCGUUUGCAGUAGCACCUAAUCUCUGUCGUUCACACUUGUGCUUGCUCCUCCCCAGGCGAGUGCUCCUGCUAGUUUCAAUGACUUUGACUCAUGUUCAAGUGUUUUGCUAGAUCGAUACCUUUUAUGAGUAAGUACACAACUCCAAUAACAAAAAUAAAGACAUUUAUGGUAAAAUGUAACUGGA